Messenger RNA from Kluyveromyces lactis, 1977 nucleotides. RefSeq names its product Zn(II)2Cys6 transcription factor. Gene Ontology annotation, molecular function: zinc ion binding; DNA-binding transcription factor activity, RNA polymerase II-specific. The coding region runs from base 1 to 1977 and encodes 658 amino acids. NCBI's taxonomy places the organism in Eukaryota, Fungi, Ascomycota, Saccharomycetes, Saccharomycetales, Saccharomycetaceae. The record is from RefSeq and is a predicted model, not a curated record. The transcript has a single exon. Gene Ontology annotation, biological process: regulation of DNA-templated transcription.
AUGAGUAAAGGACCUUUGGAGGGCCAAAAUUCUAACGAGACUCAGACAGCUUGUAAGAAAUCAACCAAUGACGAUGCAAUAUCUGAUUUUGCUACCGAAAUGAGCGUUCUUUAUAACAAAAAUGAAGCGGCACAAGAUAUUGGAACGGGAAAUUCUGAAGAAAGCGCUGGGAUCGGCAGUCAUAACAACGAUGAGGAACAUUAUAGCGAUAAGAACGCUAGCACGAGUAAUGGCAAAGUAAGAAAGAGAAGGAAAGUUAUUAAAUCAUGCACUUUUUGUCGUAAACGUAAAUUGAAGUGUGAUCGUAAGCGUCCCAUGUGUACUGGGUGCAAGAUGAGAGGUCUAUCUGAGUGUGUUUACACCGAUGGGUAUAAUUUUGACAUCUCACAUGAUGAUGUAUACAAUAAGAGCCCAAACUUGCAAUUACUAAAUGAAAUAGAAAGCUUGAAGCAACAAUUAAAGGUAGAGGGUACAGAGAAGCAUCUAGAGCCAGAGACGUUGAAGAGGUUGUCGAUAUACGGCUUGAUAAAGAAAGAAGCGAAUCCUUUAGUACGGUGUAAAUAUGUCAUGAAAAAGCACGAUAGGAUCAUUCGUUAUGGUUGUACAUCUACUAGAACAAUCAUUAGACUGAGUAGUGAAAAUGUGACUAAUUAUUUCCAAGAAGUGCUCAUGGUACAUAAGAAGGAAAGGUUGAAACUUAAGGCAAGAACAGGAACUUCGAUGUUAUAUGAAUUGCAAAGGAUUGAAACUCCUUGGUCACUCGGUAUGGUUAUAUCAGACCUUCCAAAGUAUUCUGAGCUUUGUACCGCGGUAAUGCAUUCUUUCGGCUACAAAGGAUUUCACCUUCAUAAUAUCUUUUCAGAAGAUAAAAUCAUGCAGUAUCUUACCGAUUGUUUUAAAGUAGUUGAUGACCGUAUCAUUGAGCUUAUCCCUCACAGUAAAUUAAACUACUACCCUAUUGCGAUAGUGUUGCACUUAUAUACAAUUUUGAAGGAUCAGAUGCCCCAUAGCUUUAUCAGUUUUUUCGUUAUGUUAAUUGGCCAGAAUACUGCAAAAAUCUGCUAUAUUGAACGAGUUCAAUUCCUUUUACUACACUAUAUUUGGAAAUCCUCAAGACAUCAAAGUGGUGGUGAUAAUUCGCACUUACUUGCCGUUGUAGAACUGAUGGUAAUGUCAGCUUUGGAUGUUGGAUUGAACGAUUCAAUUGACGCUUUGCAGGGUGAUGAAAGAAUACUUAAAAACUUAUGGAACUGGAUUCUCUUCUAUGACAUUACCAUUGCUUUUGAUAUUGGUCGUCCACUUUUGGUUUCUGCAGAGAUGUUUGAUACAGAGUCAUUAUGGAAAGAAAGCGAACCUCUGUCUGAUGAGCCAAAUCAAGAGUUUGGAGCUGCCUUUAUGAGAAAAUUACGGAAAUUUAUCUUUUACGGUAGAUCAAUCCUAAAUGGUCUCCAUACUAGAGAUAAAAUACCUGAUUUGGAUCUUUACACGAAUUUUAUGGAAACCUUGUUGGACGAAAUUUGGCCUGAAAAUAUUGAUUACUUUGCAGCCGAUAAAACUCUCUCUAGACCCUUGCCGCUAGCGGAAAUGGUUCUUUCCUUCCCAAUUCUCAGUAUUAUUUGCACGCUAAGAAAUUUGAAACGAUUAUGGUUCAAAGAUACAUCAGCUUCUAACAGUAACGCCUUCGGAAAAUAUACCAUGAUGUCCACAGACUUGGUCUUCGGUUCAAUCGUAAAAUGUUACCAGUUAGACUAUGAAGAAUCUCACGGCAAUGUCAUGCAGUCCUCAUCGUUAGCUUCAAAUCUAAGAUUUUUGAUCGGAGCUAUAUCUUCGCAUUGGAUCAGAGCUCUAAUGCAGGGAUAUGAACUCCUAUAUUCAAUGGCUUUGAGCGCGAAAUUUAUCAAUGCCGAACGAACAACCUUUUGUAGUGAAUCGGGAACCCCUUCCGAAAACUCCAAUUUCCUUCAUGUCAUACUAUAA